Messenger RNA from Macrobrachium nipponense, 1151 nucleotides. Its product is annotated as cephalotocin receptor 1-like. Gene Ontology annotation, cellular component: plasma membrane. Gene Ontology annotation, molecular function: G protein-coupled peptide receptor activity. The coding region runs from base 207 to 1151 and encodes 314 amino acids. The transcript is spliced from 6 exons. Lineage: Eukaryota; Metazoa; Arthropoda; Malacostraca; Decapoda; Palaemonidae. Gene Ontology annotation, biological process: neuropeptide signaling pathway. The record is from RefSeq and is a predicted model, not a curated record.
UCCAGAGUCAGUAAUCAAGCUUUCAAAAACGCUUUAUUUUCACGUUGAGGUUUGAUAUGAAACAUAAACGAAUAUGGGAAUAGAACAAAGCAGGAAACAAUAAAUAAAAAAAAUCUUCAUAAUGCAACGUACAAGGGUCUUUUGAGGCCAGACCAGGACAAAGGAGGAAAAUUCCGAAAUAAGGCUCUGCGCAUUUCCUCGCUCAUAUGAAUUGCGUCAUGAACGCCACUAGUCGUCAAAUCAUCUUAUCGAAUCAAACGUUAUUGGAUAUCCCCGGCCACUACAGUUUCCUGGGUAACAACGACACAAGCAUCGCUAAUAUCCCUGCGGGAGCGCGCAUCAUAGAAUACAGCACAACAUGGACGCCCUCUGAGAUCCAGCAUGUGGUCACGCUGGCGAUACUGAUGUCCUUGAGUCUGAUCGGUAACGUCCUGGUCAUCGUCGUGCUCGCUUGUUCGAGGUUUCGCCGAUCACACACGAGAGUCAAUAUCUUCAUCCUGCACCUCGCCAUUGGAGAUUUGGCUGUUUGUGGGAUUACUAUGACGGGAGAAAUCUUCUUCGUAGUCUUUGGCGAGUGGGUGCUAGGUGCCGCAGGCUGCAAGAUAGUCACCUACUUCGGUAUUGUGACACUUUCGGCAACUAUUUUCCUCCUCCUGGUGAUGUCUUGGGAUCGUUACACGGCGAUCUGCCAUCCCCUGAACUUCGUCACCUCUGUCAGGAGAGCCAAGAAGCUAAUCACGUGUGCUUGGUUGGGAGCGUUCAUUAUGGCUGUUCCUCAUCUGUUUAUCUUUGUUCAGGUGCUUGAGGGCUACCAUCCCGAUGGGUCUCCAGUCUACUCCUGUAGGAGCAAAGGCUACACAAACGAAUGGCAGAGGAAAACAAUGUUCACCUGGCUGACGUUCUACAUUCUCGUCCUGCCCCUGAUUCUCAUCACCGCUUGGUACGUUUCCAUCGUGAGGGUGGUGUUUCGGCAUGGAUGUAACCAGCAGCAGAUGAACAUGCAAGUUUACACCAAUAUUGCCACACCCAAAAUCAACACCAUAUCCCCAGUAUACACCAAAUACAACACGAGGCACCCAUCCACACCACCAAUGGCGACACCACCUGACAACAUCAGUCAGCAAUCAUCAUCAGUCAGCACCACCAAUUGA